Spirodela intermedia is the source of this 240-nucleotide messenger RNA. Lineage: Eukaryota; Viridiplantae; Streptophyta; Magnoliopsida; Alismatales; Araceae. The record is from the annotation of a GenBank genome assembly.
AUGAGCUCCGGCUCGAGGAAAGGCCCAACUGAAGCAACCGUUCUGUGCAUGGCUGCACUGGUGACGCUCCUUCUACUAACCUCGUCGUCCGCCGCCGCGGGGAGAGUUCUGACGGAGGGGCGGGGACCGGCCGGCGGCUACGUCGGCUCCCUGUUGACACUCCUGCAGAAGGGUGGCUCGGGGCCAGGGCCUUCCGGCUGCACCGGCGGGCCCGUCAACAAUGGUGGAACCUGCCCGUAG